UUCGGGGUUGUAGGUUUAUAAAUAAAAAAGAGUCCACUUCAAUUUCAAUCAUCUAAGUUUCACUCCUUCAUCCCAUCUCAUCCACAUUGUCUCUCUAAACAUUAAGAUGAAAUCCUUAAUGAAACUCUUUGCAUCGCUGUUACUGUUCGUUUUCUCUUCUCUCCUCUUUGGAGAUAUCGAUGUAGUUGAGUGUUCAAAUCAGAAUCUUCGCUUUUCCGGUCGAAAUAAAUUGUUUGUGUUUGGAGAUUCUUAUGCCGAUACUGGAAACACAAAGACUACUGAUAAGGGGGCAUGGGAAUUCCCUUACGGUAUCACUUAUCCGGGUAAACCCUCUGGCAGAUUCUCCGACGGCCAUAUCUCCACAGAUUUUCUAGCCAAAUUGCUAAGGAUAAAGUUACCAGUGACCUACUCCAAGAAAGAUGACGUGGAUAAGACACGAUUACAAUACGGAAUGAGUUUUGCGUACGGAGGAACAGGAGUGUUCGACACUAAGGUUAAUUAUCCUAACAUGACCGGUCAGAUCAAUCUUUUUGAGCAACUCCUCGGCAAUGUCUACUCUCCAUCCGACCUUUCUUCGUCCGUCGCUCUCGUUAGUGUUGCUGGCAACGACUACCUUUAUUUCCUUUCCACGCGUUCCCCGGCCGCAAUCCUAUCAUUCAUCACGCAAGUUGUGAAUCAAAUCGAGGUGAAUUUGAGGCGAAUUCACUCCUUGGGAAUCAAGAAGAUAGCAGUACCAUCAUUGCAACCGCUAGGGUAUAUCCCCCACUUUGCAAAGGGCUCCCCACUUAUCAAAGCCGCUGUAAACUUUCUGGUAGGACACCACAACAACUUGUUGCAUGAAGUAGUGGCCAAGCUCAAUAAUGAGACCAAUCAUUCGGCUUUUACCAUCAUAGAUUACAACAAUGCCUUCUUGACUGUCAUCAAUAACAAAGGAGAAAUCCCAGAUAUUCUGGUGUUUAAAACCCCGUCCAUAGAAUGUUUUCAAAUCGACGUGAAUGAGUUCAAGAAUUCUACCUUAUGUGAUGAUCCUAGGUCUGCUUUCUUCUGGGAUGGACUUCACCCUACCCAGGAAGGGUGGAAAUCGGUUUACACGGUUUUAAGAAAAAAUAUUACCGCAGCUUUGACUUAAGCGUAAAACCAUUUAUCGAGAUCGAAAAUAAUGAAAUGUAUUUACAUUUUAAGAUUUCUUCUUUCA
Messenger RNA from Brassica oleracea var. oleracea, 1195 nucleotides. Its product is annotated as GDSL esterase/lipase At5g03610-like. The coding region runs from base 107 to 1129 and encodes 340 amino acids. The transcript has 5 exons. NCBI's taxonomy places the organism in Eukaryota, Viridiplantae, Streptophyta, Magnoliopsida, Brassicales, Brassicaceae. Gene Ontology annotation, molecular function: hydrolase activity, acting on ester bonds. The record is from RefSeq and is a predicted model, not a curated record.